AUGGGGUUUAGUACCAGGUGGAAGAUACAACCAAAGCAGUUCAAGGACAUUUAUGACCCGAGUGUACUUCCCAGAGUGACUUAUCUGCUCUAUGAAAUUAAAUGGGGCAACAGCACCAAGAUUUGGAGAAACUGGUGCCGAAACAACAGCACCCAGCAUGCUGAAAUCAACUUCCUGGAAAAUUCCUUCAAGGAAAGAUCUCUCAAUCCUUUGACCCAUUGCUCCAUCACCUGGUUCCUCUCCUGGAGUCCUUGCUGGAAAUUCUCCCAAUCUGUGGUACAGUUCCUGAAGACAUACCCCAAAGUGAACCUAGAAAUGUAUGUAGCGCGGCUCUUUAGGCAUAAAGACAGACGCAACCAACUAGGCCUGCGUGACCUGGUGAUGAAUGGAGUCACCCUUAGAGUCAUGGACCUCUCAGCUUACAACUAUUGUUGGAGAACAUUUGUCAGCCAUCAAAAUGGAGAAGACUACUUGCCUUGACACCUCACCCCAUGGAUAAUGUUCUUUUUUUUUUUAACUCCAGCUUAUCCUUCAGGCCAGAACUACCAGCCAAUCAGCGACAGCAACAGGAUUCAGGCCUAG
Molecule: messenger RNA, 582 nt
Organism: Caretta caretta (loggerhead turtle)
Lineage: Eukaryota; Metazoa; Chordata; Testudines; Cheloniidae
Source: RefSeq, a predicted model, not a curated record